GCGUGUGGUUCAAUGCCAAAGUCUAGCAGGCCAUUCUGCGGUUUCUUUUUUUCAAAGAUAAUCAUAGCAACUUCAAUUUAAAAAAAAAACAUUGAGUGCUACGAUAUAUUUUAAAAACUUGGCUACACAACGUUUUGUCUACAACUUGAAAGCUUUGUCUGGCGUUAUUACAAUGACGACUCAUCGAAAUGCAGCAUUAGACCCGCGUCACUUCGUAAUAAUCAAACCGCUUCCGAUUCUUAAACCGACGGGAGAAAUGCUCCAGGCCCGGAGCAGAACGUUGUGGUCCGCCUGUCAGUCGACCAGGGAACAGGUGUUCUGGGAUAACUAUCACCGACGACAGUGGCAGCUGAGCCGGCAGGGCUAUAGAGCAGCCCCCUGGAGACCCUAUGAGGAGGUUGGACAACCGCUCUACCUUGAAACCAAGAGACUCAUACUAGAAUCACUGGGACAACCUGUGGAAGAGGCUUCAAAGGCUGAUCCCUUAGCAGAAGAGGAUGUGCCUGUUAGCACCACCCCAUCAGAUUCCCCAGGAGCAAACAAGAGCUUACCAUUUCGUUGCCCCCAGGCUGGGAAGAGAGAGGAUGCAGUAUCUCUUAAGAAGCAUCUGGGACAUACCAGCCGCUUGGUGUCCGCGGUCAGACAGGGCCGGGGUUACUUCCACCUCCUCCAGAAGAAGGAGCAGGAACACGAGGAGGCGCAGCAGAGGGAGCAGAAGAGGAGAGAGGAGUGGCAGCGUGUCCAGCCCCGACCUCCCUGCUCGGAGUCUGACUCUGACAGCGACCCAGGGAGGAAGAAGGCCCAGUCAGCUCGACCUUUCACCCCCAUCCACCGCUCCCUGACUUCCCCUCAGGCCUCUGAGCCACCACAAGGGCCCAUUUUCCGCCAGCUGUGCUGUCUGAACUGGUUGCUGGAGGCCCUGACUCUGGACAGGACUGGGAGAGCUGGACCAGUCACGUCCUGCUGGGAUCUCAAGGACCCUGGCCAAGGAAAAACCACCAUAAAGACCCUGAAUAAAGAGAGAGCCAUUGAGACCAAAUGGGACCAGUUUGUGUCUCUGCAAAAGCCACGUAGAACAGGCUCCAGGCCCUCCCGCUCCUCCUCUGGUCGUCUGUACCUGUUGAAGGGGUCCUCCCUGAGCGUAGCCUCCUCCUCAGCUCUCACCACCCCUACCCUUCUGGGCAGCCUGUCCUCCCUGGGCCCUGGCAUAGAAGACACUGGAGCUACAUUAACUGGAGCUAUAGUGACUGCCACUGGAACCAGCCAGGAUAGUGCGGAGCAACCAGGAGCAGGAGGGGACUCCGAGACAGAGCUGCCCAUGUCAGAGUACCUUCAGAAGCUGCUGGAUGCAGUCCACCAGAGUGUCACCAAAGACUUCAGUGGUCCAGAGCAGAUUCAUGGCGACGGCACUUUGGCUGUCGGAUACCGGCCACCUACCCAACCCACCCCUCAGAGAGGGGACAACACAACACGCCCCAAGACCAAAGACACACCAAGACCCAAAAGUUGUCCUGCCAAUCCUCUGUCAGCCACCAGUGAGUUGAUCAGCAGUAAGAGGUCCAUGCUGUGGGAUAUGAGGACAGCCUAUGAGGAGAGAGCAGAGGAGCUGGCCCAGAGCUUCAGUGACAUUCUGGACCACAAUGCCAGGAAGAGGCUGGAGAGUGGCAUCCAGAGAUUCCAGGCCCUGUGUCAUGUGACCCACUCUCACCUCAUCCCUCGUCAUGUGACCCCACGGGUCACCGGCAUGAAACCCCCAGAGACAGACUGCGGCAACAACAACAUGUGGCUGUCCUCUCUACUGAGAAGUCUCCCUCCAGAGGUGUCUCAGGACAGAGGGGUGAGCCGAGUUCUAGAGAAACUCAGCCGCUUCGCAGAUGAGCGGACCCCCAAGGUGCGACCCCAUGUCUUCCUGAAGAUGUUGGGGGGUCUACAGCCCUGGGAGCUCUGUCUACCUGACCUCUGUGUUGCCAUUGAGAUAGCCAGAGAGCAUGUUGUCCAGAUGUCCAGAGAGGACUAUGACUCGUGGCUCCUCUCCAGGGUCACUCUUCCACAGCAGCAGGACCACUAACCCAAACGCAUAUGAGGUGUACACAUUUUUACUAAUACCAGGAAAAUGUGACGACCACAGGGGAAUGACCCCCCCCC
Molecule: messenger RNA, 2145 nt
Organism: Salmo salar (Atlantic salmon)
Lineage: Eukaryota; Metazoa; Chordata; Actinopteri; Salmoniformes; Salmonidae
Product: coiled-coil domain-containing protein 60
Source: RefSeq, a predicted model, not a curated record